CCAUUGUUUUUUCCAUUAGUCCAGAGCCUAUUGUGUUGAGAACUGGAAUCACAACACUUGCUUUAUAGAAGCCCCUGUCCUGUCUCCGCCCACCGGCAUGCAUGGACACUACUGACCAGCCCACACACUCUAGCAUGCCAGCAGCAAAAUGCUCUUUGUCCAUUACAAACAGAGGCUGUCCAGAAAGAGAGAGAGAGAGAGAGACAGGACGGACGAGAGAGAGAGAGAGAGAGAGAGAGAGAGGGAAAUAGACAGAUGUAGGGGGUACAUACAUUAAUAUGUGGCGUUUAAUCCAGAAAAUAUGAAGAUAUGCACAUGUAUGGGCUAAGAGCAUACAGGACGAGAGACAUAGAGGACAGGAAGACUCACAAAAAGAGAGAGAGAGAGAUAGAAAAAGAGAAAGAGCGUCCAUCCCGUUGGUUAAUAGCCAGUGCAGUUUAAGUGGAUGCCUCUCCGAGUCUGGACCAUCGAUUUAAAGAAGUACAGCAGCGUCUCGUCCUCAUGAUGUCCUGCUGCUGCCGUCCACCUCCGUGCCUGAGAAACUGCUUCUUGUUUUCAGACAUAUCGACCGCUGAGCUCGAUGCCUUAUGGAACGAGCCCCCGUACACACUAACGGGAGCCAAUGAGCUAUUUCCAGGAAAUGAUGUCAUGGCCACUGGAAGUGAUGAGGAAGUGGAGACGGAAGCUGAGGUGGAGACAGAUGGGAUCACUGGUGAGAGUUACUGGAGGAAGAGGGAGGCGUUUAACGGCAGCAGCGUCUCUCUCGCCGUAGGAGAACGCUUCUCUUCAGAUGUGAUUCUGGUGUUCAGUGGAAAGAGGAGGUCCAGUAUUGAGCCUGAUACUCACCUGCAGGAGGCGCUACGGACCCGGCUAAGAGUCGUGGAGAGCAACAGCCAAGAUGUCAUCCAGCUAUUUAAGGAUCUGUCAGCGCGUCUGGUUUCAGUACAUGCUGAAAAAGACUGCUUCGUUAUCACCUUUAAAACUGUGGAGGAAAUCUGGAAGUUCUCCACUUACCUGGCUCUGGGGUAUGUGGCGAGGUGUCUGGAGAACUUCCUGUGUGAUCAGUCGUUCUGGCUGGACCCUGUGCUGCUCAGUGAUGUGGAGAUCUGUGUGACGGUGGAUGAGGAACACCUGGCCACGCUUUACCUGGGGCUCCUGCUGCAGGAGGGUUCAUUCUUUGCUAAAGCUUUGCUGAACAGUGAGGGAACACAGGAGGAGGAGGAGGAGCUGGUCUACAGGAAGAAUGACCUGGUGAUGGUGAAGGAUAUUGGACAGCAGGGCGUGUGGGAGGGAACACUACUGUCUACUGGGCAUCAUGGCCUGGUGCCUGUUCACGCCAUGCAGCCCCUGCCCUACCCUUUCUACCAGUGGUUUCUCAGAAAGUACCCAGGAAAUGCAGGAGGAGCGAUAUCCACAAAAGGUCUAUUCAACCAGCCUAUGGUAACGGGCACCUGUGUGGCAGUGGUGGAUCAUUUCCCAAUGGUUAAAGACGAGCUACACUUCAGUCAGGGAGAUCUGAUAGAGGUGGAGGGCUUUCUCAUCAGCUCCCUGAACAUCUUCAUAGGAAGACACCAUUCCAGUGGACACAGAGGAUUUGUCCAUAAGGCCCACGUGAAACCAGAGAGCGUAAAACCACUCAGCAGACAAUUGGUCUUUCUGAGUGAGGAGGAGAGGGUGGCUCUGUCGCAGUUUAACCCCUGCCAUGACCAGAACCACAGAGACCUGCUGGACAAGCUCUUCUCCACCGACAUCAGCACUGUGUACAGAUUAGAUAGACUGGAAGACUCGGAUUUCACGUACAUCAGAAACAGAUCCAAGCAAGAACAAAAAAACCCAGUGGACGCCAGAAAGAGCACCAUUUCUGAGAAGAGCGAAACCCCACCCUACCACUCCUCGCCACGUCCUUCCUUCUACUCUUCCCAAACUCACCUCGGCAGGGAGCAGGAGGCGUUCUCCUUCAGUUUGGACGACACCUUCCGAGAGAUGGACGAAUUUGAGGAGGAUCCGCCAAACUACAUGGACGACAGCGUCUGGGAAACGGAAGAUGCGGAGUUUGUUGACCCCUUGUUGACUCUCUUGAACCUGGAGAACUUCCAGGACACUUUCCAGUCACUUUACGACCUCUCCUACUCCUUCCUGGACACGGUCUUUGGUGGUCUUCCGGAGGACGAGGUGCUGCUGCAUCUGGAGAGUUUGCGGGAGGGGGCCAAGAAAGGCAGGAUGCUGUGGGCUCACCGGAGAGCAUGCUUCCUUCUGGGCAGGCUUUGCGCCAAGAAGCUCAAGUACUCGCAGGCUCGAGUAUAUUUUGAGGAGGCCUUGAAGGUUACUGUAGAGGGUUUUGACGAUACACCUCUGCUGAUCGCUUUGUACACUAACCUUACUGCCGUUUACCUGAAGCAAAAGAUGGCGGAUAAACUUCCGUAUAUACUGGAGAAAGCCAGUGCUCUUAUUUUGUGCCUUCCUUGCCAUGAAUUCUGCUCUCUGGAUGAAUUUGAGUUGCUCAAGCCCAUUUUACGCAAAUCCGUAGUUGAUAACGAUAAGCACCUUGAGGCACGGACUUGCUACCUCAUCCUUUGCCUCUUCCUGCAGUUGAGGAAGUUCGAGGAGGCCUUACCUUUUGUCGAGAGACUCCAAUUCCUGACUAUCACUCUUUCUGCUGAGGAAGAGAGGCCAAUUGGACCAAUAGACUUCAACUGGAUGCUCUGCAGACUCUACAACAAGAAGUAUCUUCCCUUUCUUGCUCUAGCCUCUCUAAGUCUGGACUCAGGUCAAGACCACUCUCUGGAAGACGCCUUCCAAAAGAUUGAUCUCUUCAUCAAAAACUCAUUCAGGUUGAAUCCUCGAUGGAGGGACGGCACCACUCUGCUUCCAGCCCAAGUCGUGGUCUACUUACAACAGGCGUUAUCCAUCGCCAACCAAGGAGAGGACCUGAAGACGCAAAGAGACUUGUGCCUCUGUCUUGCCAGUGUGUACCAACAGUAUGGAUCCUUGGAAAAAGCAGUACCCUUCGCUCGGCAGGCUGUGCAAACUGGGCGAAACAUUAACGAAGAGGAGGGCUUCGAGGCGUCGGUGCUUUUGGCUUGGCUCCUGGUCCUUACAGGAGAUCCAGAAGCUGCCCAAUCUACUCUACAACCUCUCCUCAAAUCCCUAAACGAAACAGACAGCCCAAACCAGCGUGGUGUCGUCCAUAACCUACUCGCACUUUGCCUUCGCAAGCAGGACAGCAUUACAGAAGCAGCAAAGAACUUUCAUUGUGCUCUGAAGAUUUCGCAAGAGAAUGGGAACAAGCGUAACGAAGCACUUGCCCUGGCUAACCUGGGCUGUUUGGGACUGUCGAUAGGAGCUCCGAUUCUUGCUAAGAGUUUCUUGGUCAGAUCCUUAGACAUCUUCCAGGGUCUCUCUGAGAGCCCGUCAGAUGAGGAGCAUGUUCAGGCUCUGCUGUGGUUGGGCAGGAGCUACAAGGACAGGGGAGGAAGUCAGGAGGUCAGGCUAUGCUACGAGAUGGGGCUACUGAUUGCAAUCGGCGCCAAGAACCUUCACAGUCAGAUGGUGGUGGCGAAGGUGCUGAGCCGUCUGUACGCUGAUCUGCUGCUGUACGGACAGUGCAUCAUUUACUACGAGCACUGCGUGGGUCUGUCCAGAGAGAUGAAGGAUAAACGACUGGAGGGAGAAUACCUGGAGAUCCUCAGCAACCUCUACCUCUCACUCAAUACUGAGAAGUCCUCGAGGAAGUCUCUGGACUACACUAAGCAAAGCUUGAGGAUUUCCAUAGACCUGGGGAAGAGACAGGAGGAGUCGGAGACGUGGCUGCAAGUGGGACGUAUCUACUACCUGAUCCAUGAAGAUGAGCUGGCUGACAUGUAUCUCCAGGCAGCGGUGAAGACGGCCCUGAGGAUGAAUGAUCCACGCUUUGCCAUGAGUAUUUAUGAAGAGGCUGGGGACGUCUUCUUCAAAGGACACAGAAACCGCCUGGCUGCCCUGCCAUUCUUUAGAGAUGGAAGUCUGCCGUUUGCGAGGAGUAUUAGGGAUGUGCAGUCUGAGUUCAGGCUGUUGAGUAAACUCUCGGAGCUGCUGCUGAAUGAAGGACAGUAUGAAGAGGCUCUGCAGUAUUCUACACUUGCGGUGCAGAUCAGCGCCACCACUGGCGUGCGUCUGAAUGAGAGGGUGGCGUAUCACCGGCUGGCGUCGGUGUACUACAGUAUGGAUCAGUAUGAGAUGGCGGAGAACUACUAUCUGAAGGCUCUGUCUCUGUCCCCCGCUGUACUAGAGCACCCUGCAGACGCCCAGUACUACACUAAAAUCUACUGCAGACUCGCUGAUAUAACACUCCACAAACUGAAGGAUGCUUACGAUGCGAUGGGUUAUUUCCACCUGGCCCUGGCAGCAGCUCUGGAGGGCCGAGGAGACCCUCAGACUCUGUACAUCAUCUACAUGAAGCUGGUAGAGAUCCACACCAACCACCUGCCCGAUGCCGAGCUGAGCCGCGGGUACCUGCAGAGAGCGCAGGGUCUGAAGAGGGAGCUGGCCGGGUACACAGACCCUACUGAUACAGAGACUGGAGAUACGGACCGUGCCAGUCCAGAGGGCGCCGAUGCCAAGUCUACCAGCUACUCUAAUGCAGAGUCGGGCAGCUCGGACUCGGGCAGCGGGAGCAGCACCCUCGUCGGCUCUACCACCACAGAUACCAGCCAGACAAUCACCGCCCAGAGAGCGGCUGCUUCUGACGACAUCAUUCACCAAGAGGAAGCAGACGCCAGCCAAUCAGAAGAGACUGAUGCUGAAACGGUGGAUGGCGGAUACAUUCAAACCAACCACACAGAUGCUGGCGUAGUACGAACAGAGUUCUGAAACCUGAAUAAUAAUCAAUCAGAAACUAUGAAACCAGGUUCAGAUGGGAUUAGAUUCACCUGAGGAGAGAAAGAGUAAAGUAAUUAUAUUCUGCAGGACAUCAUGAACACAUAGAGUACAAGCCAAAGUCUUUUAAGUCACCCAAACUAUGAAGAAAAUCAUAUGGAAUUAUUUAGCAAUCCAGAAUAUGUUUUAUAUUUUAGAUUCUUCAAAGCAGCACCUCUUGCAUAGAUAAAGACAGUUUUACACAUCUCUGCUGGAUUUUCUGAGUCAGCUUUAUGAGGUAGAGUCACCUGGAAUUCAGGCUUUUAGUUAACAGCUGUGCUGAACUCAUCAAGAGUUAAUUACUUUAAUUUCUUGUCUCUUAAUUUUAGUUUGAGAGCAUCAGUUAAAGUAAAGUAGUGAAGAGGUAGAGUUACAGGUAUACAGUGAUAAUGUAUUGUUUAAUGUAGUGCAGUGUAGAAGAAAUAAGUUUUCAUCCAUUUUUUUUCCAAUUUUAGGUUUUUCAUCUCUGCCCCUCACAAUCGUAAUUUCAGGAAAAUUAAAAAUAAUAAUGUUAUGGACAAAUCUGAAAAAAUUGAGAGAAGAUUCACCUUUUCAUUUUUCUUGAAUUUCUGUUUGCGAAAGGCUUAAAUAAUAAAAGAAAUAGAUAAUAAAAAAAGUUAUUGGAUGAAAACAAAUGUAUUCUUCACUCUACUGAAUGGGACAAAAUAAUGAUUAAGAUUUAUACCCAAUUUUCUAUUUUCAAAUUUAGCUUGAUGCAUUUAGAAAAUUAAACAGCUAUACGUUACACUGACCGUGAAUAGCUCUAUUUGAGUAAUGUUCUAAUCCAGAUUAUGAGAAGCAAGAACUACUCAACUUAGUAAAGACAAAAAUACUUUAAGAAAUGAAGAUGAAAAGAUACUUAAAAAAGUAUCUUCAAGUUAAGUCAGAAAGACCAUCAAAAACGUUAUGAUGGUGGAACUGGCACUUAUCAGGACUGGUCCAGGAAAGGAAGAGCAAGAGUUCCCUCUGUUGCACAGGAUAAGUUAAUUAGAGUUUCCAGCCUCAGAAAGAGUAUUUUGGUUUGUUUAACACUUUUUUUUUAAGUUACUACAUGAUUCCUUAUGAGUUCCUUCAUAGUCUGAAUCACUUCAUUAUACAUUUACUAUACUAUAUUUACUAUAUUUAAUACUGUAUUUAAUAUUCAAACAACAUAAGAUUCUGUUUUACUUGCAAUGCCUUGCUGGAGGAACAUACACACAUUUUAGCUGUGCUGAAGCUCAGUAAAUAUUAUUGAGGGAGUCUGAAACCUGGCAAGUACCUGUUAAACAGUACAGUACAGGAGGAAAUAUAAGCAUAACACUGCUAUUCAGAGACUUAUAGUGACUGUGAAAAAGUCUAUAUAAGCUGCAAUGGCCUGCCUAAAGCUGCAGAAGAGUGCUUUAUCCUCUCUUCUGUAUUUAAGGUUUACCAUAGACGAAUAUAACUAAGAAACUCUGUUAAUAAUUAAUUUACUUUACUCUGCCUCCUCCUGUUAAACUAAUCCCAUCACAACAGGGCUAUAAAGAUGUCUCAGAACACCAGGCUUCCUCAAAGAGCACUUACUUCUCCAUGACAAUUAAAAAAAUAUGUACAGCUCUGGAAAAAAAUAAGAGACCACUUCAGUUUCAGUUUCUGAAUCAGUUUCUCUGAUUUUGCUAUUUAUAGGUUUAUGUUUGAGUAAAAUGAACAUUGUUGUUUUAUUCUAUAAACUACAGACAACAUUUCUCCCAAAUUCCAAAUAAAAAUAUUGUCAUUUAGAGCAUUUAUUUGCAGAAAAUGAGAAAUGGCUGAAAUAACCAAAAAAAAAAAAAAAAAGAUGCAGAGCUUUCAGACCUCAAAUAAUGCAAAGAAAAAACAAGGUCAUAUUAAUAAAGUUUUAAGAAUUCAGAAAUUAUCAAUAUUUGGUGGAAAAACCCUAAUUUUUAAUCACAGUUUUUAUGCAUCUUGGCAUCAUGUUCUCCUCCACCAGUCUUACACACUGCUUUUGGAUAACUUUAUGCUGCUUUACUCCUGGUGCAAAAAUUCAAGCAGUUCAGCUUGAGGUUUGAUGGCUUGUGAUCAUCCAUCUUCCUCUUGAUUAUAUUCCAGAGGUUUUUAAUUUGGUAAAAUCAAAGAAGCUCAUCAUUUUUAAGUGCUCUCUUAUUUUUUUUCAGAGCUGUGUAUAUAUUUAUUUAUAUACACUAUAUUGACUAUAUUGCCAAAAGUAAUCGCUCAUCCAUCCAAAUCAUUGAACUCAGGUGUUCCUGAAUCUCUUCUAUGUCCACAGGUGUAUAAUAAUAAAAGCAGCAGCUAGGCAUGCUGGGACUGCUUCUACAAACAUUAUAGUGAAAUAAUGUGUCUCAGGCCGUCAGGAGCUCAGUGAACUGUGAACUCCAGCACUGUGGUACCUUGAUAAGAUGCAGCACCUGUGCAACAACAAGUCCAGUCGUGAAAUUUACUCACUACUACAUAUUCCACAGCCAACUGUCAGUGAUAUAUAAUUAUAACACAGUGGAAGAGACUGGGAACGACAGAGACUCUGUGCUCUGUCAGUGUAAAUCACAAAACACAGCAAUGCAGGCGAGCGCAGGAUACUUUUAUAGGCAAUAUAGUGUAUCUUAUUUUUUUUUUGUAUUUUUGUAGUAUUGUUUAAUAAUAAUGUUCAAUUUGUUUUUCUCUGAACUAAAGAGGAAAUGUUUUCUAUUGUUUGAGUACUCUGAUUUUUUCAGGGCAAAAACACUUGUAGCAUAAUAUAUAAAACUGUAUGUAAAUAUGUUGUGUGAUCCUUUAUCUGUAUUAUAAUUUUGACAAUGAACUGAUGAUGCCGACUUUUCUUUUUUCUACUUUGUUUUUUCAAUGGAAAAUAAAAAAAACACACAGGACUUAUUAAAAAGUCACUAUGAAUCAAACGUCCAGAUCAAAUUCUUGUGAUUUUGUUUUAUUUAUGUGUCUUUUAUGUUUACUUUUAGUGAAACACUUAUAUGGCAUCUUUGUCUAAUGAAAAACAUGUAUUUCCAAACAGGUACUGUAACGAAAGAGAGAUAAAAGCCUACUAACUAUUAAUGGAAGUCAAUGUAAAAAAUAAUAAUUUAUUUUAGGUCAUUUUGUGAUCAAGUAUCUUUAAUUUAAAGUAGCACUGUUAAUAUGGAGAACGUGCACAAAUUCUGCAAAUUGACAUACCUCCAUAAACCUACCCACCCACCUAUAUAACACACACCCAUAUGGCACGGAGAGCAAAUGAAAAAAGAUAUGUAUAUACUUAUAAUAAAUAGAAGAAU
Molecule: messenger RNA, 8129 nt
Organism: Astyanax mexicanus (Mexican tetra)
Lineage: Eukaryota; Metazoa; Chordata; Actinopteri; Characiformes; Acestrorhamphidae
Gene: sh3tc2
Product: SH3 domain and tetratricopeptide repeats 2
Exons: 18
Coding region: 502-4848 (1448 amino acids)
Biological process (GO): regulation of ERBB signaling pathway; regulation of intracellular protein transport
Cellular component (GO): recycling endosome
Molecular function (GO): protein binding
Source: RefSeq, a predicted model, not a curated record